AUCAACCAAUCGCUUCGUUGAAAACUUAUGCUACCAGCCAAUCAGAGGCGAGCGGGAGAUCGAAGUCAGGAGGAGGAAGGCGCCGUUUGUUCGAAAUAGGAAAGUUGGCGCGGCUGAGGGAGGGGGGUCUGGAGCCCGACGGUUAACUGGAAUCGGUUCAUGUCUUGUGUGGGGAAGGCGGCUGGGCUCAGGCCUGCGGGAGAAGGAUUGUCUUACAAAAUGGUAGAAGAUGAAUUGGCACUGUUGGAUAAAAACAUAAAUGAAUUUUGGAAUAAAUUCAAAAGCAAUGUCAGUGACACGUCCUGUCAGAUGGUGGGACUGAGAGAUACCUACAAGGACAUCAAUAAAGCAUUGACAGAAAAGCUGUCUGUGAAAUUAAAGGAAGAAGAACGAAUGGUUCAAAUGUAUCAAGAAUAUCAGAAUCAGAUCUGCAGGCAGAAUAAGCUCAUUGAAGAAAAAAAAGAUAACUUGUUAAAGUUGGUUGUUGAAGUAAAUGGCAAAAAGCAGGAGUUGGAAGCACUGACUACAAAAAUCCAGGAUCUGAAGGAAGAAUAUGCCAGCAAGAAGGAAACUAUUUCCACUGCUAAAAAAGCUAGUGAAGAGAGUUUGCAAAGGCUACAGAAAUCUGUCGACUUGUAUAAAGAUCGACUUGGACUAGAAAUUCGAAAAAUUUAUGGUGAUAAAUUACAGUUCAUAUUCACUAACAUUGACCCUAAGCAUCUUGAUAGCCCAUUUAUGUUUUGCCUGCACCUAAAUGAAGCAAGGGACUAUGAAGUGUCAGAUAGUGCUCCUCACCUUGAGUGCCUAGCAGAAUUUGAAGAGAAUUUAAGGAAGACCAAAAAUUUUUCGGCCUUUCUUGCUAAUGUUCGGAAAGCUUUUAGUACUAUGGUUCAUAAUUAA
Pteronotus mesoamericanus is the source of this 900-nucleotide messenger RNA. RefSeq names its product SPC25 component of NDC80 kinetochore complex (gene SPC25). Gene Ontology annotation, biological process: chromosome segregation. The record is from RefSeq and is a predicted model, not a curated record. Lineage: Eukaryota; Metazoa; Chordata; Mammalia; Chiroptera; Mormoopidae. Gene Ontology annotation, cellular component: Ndc80 complex. Bases 160 to 900 code for a protein of 246 amino acids. The transcript is spliced from 7 exons.